AUGAUAACGAAAUAUCUUUAUUCCCUGCUCGCGCUGGGUACAUUAUGCCGAGCAUGGCGAGCUAGUUUCUCUGACGCGACGCAAUGCGGGACGACGACGGUGACCUGGUCUGCAGCAACGGCCGAGUCUAUAGGUCCUCCCUUCGUCGUACGUGUCGCUCCGUUCGGGCUUGCGCCGCUCAUACUUGACGUACCGACGAGCGCAUGGAGCGAUUCAUCACGAGCUGGCUCCUAUUCCUUUACCGUACCUUGGCCAGAGGGUACUCGAUUCGUAUCAGCCAUGGAUGAUGGGUUCGGCUUAGGCACUGGGGGCAUCUCGGGCAUACAAACCGUCAAGUCAUCCUCCGACUCCAGUUGCAUAAACUCCACUGUUACACAGCCCAGUCAGAUCUUCAGCAUCCGUGGCUCGUUUGCUCAAUGCUCAGUUGUGAGCAUGAAUUGGACCGAGCCUGCAACCUCACAGACACGAAUUGCCGGUCUUGUACCAAGUGGAGUUGCAUUCCAACUAGACCCUCCCUUGACGGGCUCCAAGUCCACCACUUGGGAUCUCAACUUGGAGGCGGGAACUGCAUUUGUUUUAAUAUAUAGUGAUGGGUCUGGAAACAACAUGACAAGUCAACUCCUCCAGUCACUUGAUAGCACAACUACGGGGUGUCUAGCAUCUGGUUCUUAUCCCUCGGCUACAGCACCACAAACCGGAGUGGCUGAGGCCACGGCCACUUCGUCCACUAGCGCCUUACCGACAGCCUCUUCUAUUUCAGAAUCGGGCAGUGGCAAUAGUCGCUCCAACCUUGGGCCAAUAUUGGGUGCCGUAUUUGGUACACUGGCGUUACUGGGCGUCCUCGGGCUUGGGGUAUGGGCGAUUUUGCGAAGGCGACGCCGCAAGCGUGUAACCCAUCAAGAACUGGCAGAGGGCGUCGAUCUUGACCGCAAAAACACUCGGGAGAACCAUGGUUUGGACGAGAACCACCAGAACAACGGCCCUCGCCGCCCAGGAAGUGCGGCUAUCCUACCGUUUGUUCUUCCGUACAAUGGAGCCCACCAAGGUGCUUCCGCAUCGGAUCAUUCACGCAAACGUGCACCACAAGUAGUGUCAAGAGAAACCGCUGAUACCCGCGACUCGUUCCAUAUUUAUGGGACUGAUACGAGCGCCAGCGAAUCCGUCCCGGGAGCCCGAAGCGACGUUGACGACGACCCUAUGUUUAUUCAACAUGAGGAUGCUGGAACUCUAAUUCCUCCUCGAACUCGUGAAGUUAUCGAACUUCCACCAGGGUACGACCAAUUACCUCGUCCACCGCCACCGCCACCAGCAGCACCAGCACCAGCACCGGCUCGUGUAGCUCACCAACAUUACAAAAUCGCCGCCGCCGCUAUCGCCGACGGUGUUAGCCCUUCUUCAGAACAAGGAAAGCAAUCUGCUGGACGCGUCGUUGGUCUUCACUUUUUCAACCCUGUCCCGGUAAUGAAACUUGUGGAAUUGAUUUCUGGUCUGCAAACUACGCCCGAGACCCUUGACCGAGCACGCUCUUUCGCCGAGGCGUGUGGUAAAGUGGUGACAGUUUCGAAGGAUGUCCCCGGGUUUGUGUCUAACGCUCUACUUAUGCCAUUCAUCAAUGAAGCAAUCAUGUGUCUCGAAAAGGGACGAUAUCGACACCACCCUCAAAUUGGGAUGAAUCACCCGAUGGGACCCCUUACCCUUGCUGAUUUCAUUGGUCUCGAUACGUGUCUUGCUAUUCAACGCGUUCUGUACGAAGGUACUGGUGAUUCCAAGUAUAGACCCAGCAUCCUGCUCGAACGAAUGGUGGACGCAGGAUGGCUUGGUAAAAAGAGCGGCAAGGGAUUCUACGACUACAACCAGUCGUAA
Molecule: messenger RNA, 1863 nt
Organism: Rhizoctonia solani
Lineage: Eukaryota; Fungi; Basidiomycota; Agaricomycetes; Cantharellales; Ceratobasidiaceae
Product: 3-hydroxyacyl-CoA dehydrogenase
Exons: 15
Coding region: 1-1863 (620 amino acids)
Biological process (GO): fatty acid metabolic process
Molecular function (GO): oxidoreductase activity, acting on the CH-OH group of donors, NAD or NADP as acceptor; NAD+ binding
Source: RefSeq, a predicted model, not a curated record